Messenger RNA from Metopolophium dirhodum (rose-grain aphid), 1117 nucleotides. Its product is annotated as inosine triphosphate pyrophosphatase. Gene Ontology annotation, molecular function: nucleoside triphosphate diphosphatase activity. Gene Ontology annotation, cellular component: cytoplasm. NCBI's taxonomy places the organism in Eukaryota, Metazoa, Arthropoda, Insecta, Hemiptera, Aphididae. Bases 108 to 689 code for a protein of 193 amino acids. The transcript is spliced from 3 exons. Gene Ontology annotation, biological process: nucleoside triphosphate catabolic process. The record is from RefSeq and is a predicted model, not a curated record.
GGUUGUUAAUAAUUAAUAUUGCAAACCGAGGCGUCGCCUCGUUUCGAAGUCAUCGAAUUCACGAGAUCAAUAAAUAUCCUUGUUUGAUUUCACCGUUAUCGUUUGACAUGACGAAAAAAAACAUUGUGUUUGUUACCGGCAACGUGAAAAAGUUGGAGGAAGUGAUGCAAAUGUUUAAAAACUUUUACAAAGAUUCCGUUCCUUUUGACCUGUCUAAUAAGAAUAUUGACUUACCUGAACAUCAAGGGGAGCGGGACGAAAUAUGCAAAAUGAAAGCGCAUGCGGCUUUUGAAAUUAUAAAGGGUCCUUGUAUUGUAGAAGAUACUAGUCUGUGCUUCAACGCUAUCGGUGGCCUACCAGGUCCAUAUAUCAAAUGGUUUCUAAAAGCAACCGGUCCUAUAGGUUUAUAUCGUAUGCUCAAAGGAUUUGAAGAUAAAACCGCUAUGGCUGUGUGUACUGUCGCUUAUGUUAAUGAACAGGGUGAAGUGAAUAUUUUUAGUGGUGAAACUGAUGGCACGAUUAUUGAGCCAACCGCAAUUGAAACUUUUGGAUGGGACUCUUGUUUUAAGCCAGAUGGAUAUGAGAUAACAUAUGCAGAAAUGCCUAAAGAAGAAAAGAACUCAAUAUCACAUAGGAUGAAGGCAAUGUAUAAAUUAAAAGAGUUUCUCGACCAAAAUGUAAUUGUAUAAAAUGUUUCAAGUUUAUUUUAUUUUUUUUUGUUUUAAAUCAAUAAUUUUUACAUUAUUAAAAAUGCAUUUAUGUUUUAUCAUUUCUAUAUACAUGCGUUUCAUUAAGAAUGGUUUAGUAAAAUAUAUAUUUAUUGUAUGAAGAUGAAAAACUUGCUAUCAUAAAUUGGCUUGACAAUGUAUGUUUAAUGUUAAAUAAAAUGAUGUAUUGUGUUGUGAAGAAUAAUUGAAGGAACAAAUUUAUUUGUGAUUUUUCUUACUAUGAUUGAUAAUGAAACAUAGAGAAUUUAUUUAACACGGCUAAUUAAAAUAGUACUUAACUUAGUUCUUAUGAGUUAUAGUAAAUCCAUGUGGAACUUAGGAAGUAUGUAAUAAUAUUAUAGAUAAAUUAAUUUUAUUUAAAUUAUUAAACUAUUUAAUUUACAAUGGUA